GACAACUGAAUCAUGGGAGUGAAACCGGUUUGCCCAACUAGUGUGCAGGUUGUGACGGGACGGGGUAAAAGUGAUAGCUUUUAAAGAAGAACACGGGCUUAGCAGCCAUUUUUUAGGCUGCUGUGAAAGGAUGGUUUAGUACUCUGUGACUCAACUGUGCUCAUGGCUGCACUGUCUUCUCCAGAAGUGAAGCUGAUACUCUUCAUGGUGUUGUUCUUGAUGAUCAGUGCUGAUGCAAAAGAGAAGGGGUUAAAAACACUGAAAAGAGCAAAAAGAGAAUGGAUCCUUCCUCCUGCCAAGCUGAAGGAGAACCAUAACUACACCCAUCUGGAAUACAUUGCAAAGAUUCGCUCUGACAAAGAUAAACAGUGGAAGGUGGAAUACUCCCUGACAGGAGCAGGAGCUGACAAACCCCCUUUCAAUCUGUUUGUGGUGGAUCACAACACAGGAUUUAUACGAGUAACUGAUAUUCUGGACAGGGAAAAAUAUCCUUCAUACAAUCUAACAGGCAUUGCUAAAUUCAAGGAUGGACAUUCAGCUGAGGAAAAUAUUCCCCUGACUGUUACUGUACUGGAUGAAAAUGAUAAUCCUCCUUAUUUUGUUCUCCACAAAGGCAAUGUCACAGAGGCAAGCAAAGAAGAAACAUUUGUUAUGCAAAUCGAAGGUAAGGAUGAUGAUCAGGCUGGAACAAUAAAUUCAGAGAUCGUCUACACCAUUAUCAGUCAAGAACCAGCUGGCAAAGGUCACAUGUUCUCUAUAGACAAAAAGACAGGAAAAUUAUUUGUUAAAGAGUCCACCCUGGACAGAGAGACACAUGACUCCUACAAGCUUAUUGUUAAAGGAACUGAUAUGGGAGGUGCACCGUCAGGGAAAACAGGGACAGGAACUGUGGAAAUCAAAGUCACGGAUAUCAAUGACAACAUCCCCACUCUAGAAAAAUCAGAGUACGCCGGCUCUGUGGAUGAAAAUGUUGCUGAUGUAGUUGUGAUGAGAAUCAAAGCUUUGGACAAAGACCUUCAACACACAAACAACUGGCUGACUGUAUUUACCAUUGCCCAAGGAAAUGAGGAUAACCUGUUUUCCAUUGAAACAGACAAAGAAACCAACGAGGGCAUCCUAAAGCUGAUCAAGCCAGUGGAUUUUGAAGAUGUACAGAAUCUUGAGCUGGGUCUUAUCAUUGAAAAUGUAGCUCCUUUUGUAGAAGGUGGCCCAAUAAAUAUGGAUGUGGGUGUUCAGGUUGGAGAGGGGGGUCCUUUGGCUGCUGGAGCAGCUGCUGGAGCCGGAGCCGGAGCUGGAGCUGGAGCUGGAGCUGGUGUGGAUUUAGGAAUAGACCUGGGGCUAGAUGUGGGCUUGGAUGCUGAUCUGGGGGUAGAUGCAGGACUAGAUGCAGGACUAGAUGCAGGACUGGAUGCAGGACUGGAUGCAGGACUGGAUGCAGGACUGGAUGCAGGACUGGAUGCAGGUCUGGAUGCAGGACUUAAGCCACAGGGAGGAGCUGGGCCUGGAGUUGGACUUAAGCCUGCUGUUGGACCUGGAGUUGGUGUGGGGCUUAAGCCAGGCAUUAAGCCAGGUCUUAAGCCAGGGCAAGGACCAGGAUCCAAGCCUAAGCCAAAAGCACCAGGAAAAAGCUAUCCUAUAAAAAUAGCUGUAAAUAAUGUGCCAGAGGGUCCAGCAUUUAGACCUGACACCAAGAAAGUACCUGUAUCUGAGGAUCCAAAUGAGGCACCAACAGAUGGUGUGAUUACUUCGUUCCCAGCAGUUGAUCCAGAUACUGGAAAAGUAGCUGAUGACGUAAGCUAUGCCAAAGCUUAUGAUCCAGACAACUGGUUUACUGUUGAUGAAGAGACAGCGGAAAUUAAACUCAACAAACAACCAGACAGAGAGUCACCCUUCUUAGUGAAUGGUACCUAUAUUGCCAAAAUUUUGGCAAUAUCAAAAGACAUGCCAGCAAAGACAGCCACUGGAACAAUAGCCAUUCAAGUCACUGACUCCAAUGACCACUGUCCCACUUUGACCACUACUUACAACAGUCUAUGCUCUGAUGAGAAGACUGUGUAUGUUAGUGCAUUUGAUGAAGAUGUCAGUCCAAAUGCUGCUCCAUUCACUUUUCAAAUUAUACCAGAAGGUACUCGAGGCAACUGGGAAAUAGAAGUCAUCAAUGAUACAACAGCUGCUCUUCAUUCAGCCAAAGCACUGUGGCCUGGCAGAUAUGAACUGCAAGUAGAGGUGAAAGAUGCUCAGGGUCUGUCCUGCGAAGAGGAACAGGUGUUUACUGUGGAUGUCUGCACUUGUGUGGGAAAAGAAGACUGCAGAUUAAAGGCAUCUAGGGGAGACGCCCGUUCAUCUGACUUUUCUAGACGUGCCAUUGGUCCAGUCGUAACAGCUAUGUUCUUAUUGAUGUUGAUCCCUCUGCUGCUGGUGUUUUGUCAGUGUGGAGGGGCAAACACCAUCUUCUCAGACCAGUUUAGUGAUCUGCCAUUUGACACUAAAGAGCACCUAAUAAACUAUCAAACUGAAUGCAUAGGAGAGGAUAAGGAUGUUCCUGUUCAUUUGGUGCCUGUCAUGUACGGUACCCAACAAAAAACUGAGGCAGCACCAGGACCAAAUUUCAAUACUGGUACUUCAGCAGCAUUCACAGAAACACUUAAGACUGAAACCUGCUAUGAAUCGGACCAAAUAUUUCAGCCGACCUCCACAAAGAUGGUGAACGCUGACAUAGACUAUAGGGAUUCAACUGAGUUUUACAAUCCAAGCAAUGAAAUUGACUCAUUCAGCCGAAAAACACAAAGCGUUCAUCAAAUAGGUUGCUUUGAAGACAUAGCCCUUCCUGAUGUUUUUCUCAAUGAUUACUUCUCCCAGAAAUCUACAAUUACAGUGCCAUCUGAAGACAUCCUUUUGGAAUAUGACUUUGAGGGCCAGGGCUCCUCUGCUGGUUCGGUGGGGAGCUGCAGCAUCUUAGAACCUGACAAUGACCUGAACUUUCUCACUGACCUUGGACCAAAGUUCAGGACACUUGCUGAGAUCUGUUCGCCUCCUACAAUAACAUCAAAAACAAUGGUGAUACAAAAGGCAUCAGGAUCUGUCAAAACCACCACUGAUAUCACUGAGCCCGUCUUUAAACCUAAAUUUAACCAUGAAAUUCAGGCAAAGCAUGUUGAUGUUAAAGCUGAAAAGAUAGUAUCAUCUGCAAAGUUUGUUCAAUCUCAUGUCAGUACACCAACCAAAGAGUCAACAACCAAACAGUCGACAACCACACCUCUCCCUCACUCCAGUAGUACUAACAUUAGUCAUUCUGCUAAACUUUCUUACCCAGCUCAGACAGUUGUAUUACAGCAGCCACCAGUUUACUACACUGCUAGCCCUGUACUACAACCAAUGCAUUACAUAGUUCAACCAAAUGUACAGAACACAUUUGUGCUGGAGGAUGGAACCCAUGCAAACACGUUUCCAGGCCUCUAUGUUAUCAAUGAUCCAAAGAGUACAUCUGGAUUGGUUUAUGGAAGAACUCAAAGCUCCCUUUCAGGGCUUGUUAUCCAGGACACUGAGGGCCCUAGAAGUCCUAUAAGUCCUGUUAGCCCCACAGGUUCACUCCAAACCACUGUGUUGCUGCCUAGUCCAACUUUCUCCCAGGGUUCUUUGGAAGGCUCUACAUUAUAUGGGCAAAAUCUUGGUGGAAAUUACGUGUUACUCAAGGAAGAGGUACAGGAGUGGGGCCCAGGUUCACCUCAAGGUAUUUUGCCUGGAGAUGCUAUCCUGGUAAAAAAGGCUGCUCCCCCUCAGGGGGUUUUAGACUUGGCAGCCCAGGAGAAAGUGUUUAUUUGUUCAUUUUGUAAUUUUUUUGUUAAGAAGGCUAAUGGUGGUGGUGGUGUUAUUGUGAAAGGGGGGAUAAGCUUUGGGUCUUUCAGUAUUUUGAAAUUUCUCACUAAGCAGCAAACAAUGUGGAUUUGGUUGUGUAAAGUAAGAGUUGAUGAAUUAAAUUUUAACAUUUUCCAAAGAAGCUGUCAGCUUAACCAAGCAAAUCCUUCCUCUUGUAUCCUAUCAUAUAGGCAAGAACUGUCAAUAGAAGUUCAAAACUAUACCAUUAUUUUUUUAUCCUUAUAAGAGAGACUGCAAAUGCAGAUAAAGAAAUAAUUAAAAAGAAGAAUCUUCAAGAGAUAAUCAUGUUUAAAAUUGCUGCUAAAAAGCUUCUAAACAAAAAGCAUCAGAAAUAUAUUUAGAAUGCAUUUAUAUUUUCAUUAUAUUUUUUUACAUGUUGCAAUUUCAGUUUGUACAUAUUGCAAAUUUAUUAAAUUAAUCUACAAGAAAAAUCUGGCCCCAGAAUGGUGGUGGCAGUCUAGAACUGUAGUAAUGUUUAUGUUCUUAACAUAGAAAAUAGAUUUUUGAUCAUUAAGGUUCUGUCUUCAGAAUUGAUUCAAGCAUUUAAACUGAAGACCUGCUUUACACUCUCACUGUCAAGCAGCACUCUAAUAGUUUAAAUAUUUAAAUUUAAACUAUCAGGUAUGUGCAUGGUGUACUUUUUGUUUCUCUCAAUCAAGGAGAUGGGCUAUUUAAGCUGUGGAGUCUGUGUUCUUCCUUUGAGUGCUUCAAACCAUUUUCAUCUUGACCAUGGCCAAAUGAAUUUGGAGCAGGGUCUUCUUGGCUUUUGCCCGAAGAAAAAGAUAGUUCUUUUUCACAGAUAGAAGAACCAUCUGUGAAAAAAAUUCUCAGAAUUAUGGCAGUCACCUGAAAUCACUGGGCAAGCACAUAAUCUGACUAAAGCAAGUACAGCAGUACUGGUCCAGGUGGUGAUUUGUACCCUGUUUGGAAUUUAAAUUUUACUGAUCUAUUAUUAUGUGGACUUGGACCUGCUUCAUGUUUCUUAAUGCUAUUUUCUGCAGAUGACAAAUCUUAGCUGUAGUGUGCACUGUCCUAUGCUGUCUGACGUUUAUUUGCGUUAAAUUAGGCUCAUUGGAAAUUAACAUGAGACAGAGUGGUGUAUGAAAUGUUUGUCACAACUAUAGUUUUUUCCCAAUAAACAAUUACUUUUGA
Messenger RNA from Poecilia reticulata (guppy), 5028 nucleotides. Its product is annotated as desmoglein-2.1-like. NCBI's taxonomy places the organism in Eukaryota, Metazoa, Chordata, Actinopteri, Cyprinodontiformes, Poeciliidae. Gene Ontology annotation, biological process: homophilic cell-cell adhesion. Gene Ontology annotation, cellular component: desmosome; plasma membrane. Gene Ontology annotation, molecular function: calcium ion binding. The record is from RefSeq and is a predicted model, not a curated record.